This is a messenger RNA of Gossypium raimondii (Peruvian cotton), 1716 nucleotides long. Its product is annotated as UDP-glycosyltransferase 73C6. The transcript has a single exon. The record is from RefSeq and is a predicted model, not a curated record. NCBI's taxonomy places the organism in Eukaryota, Viridiplantae, Streptophyta, Magnoliopsida, Malvales, Malvaceae. Bases 44 to 1540 code for a protein of 498 amino acids. Gene Ontology annotation, molecular function: UDP-glycosyltransferase activity.
CUUACCAUUCACUUCACUUUUCCUUCUUUCUACUCAUAUUCCUAUGGGUUCCCAAACCCAGCAGCCUCACUUUGUGCUGUUCCCUUCCAUGGCCCAAGGCCACUUGAUCCCCAUGGUAGAUAUCGGUCGAUUGUUAGCGCAGCGUAACGUGAUUGUUACUAUAGUUACGACACCUCAUAAUGCAAGCAGAGUCCAGAAAACAAUUGAUCGAGCUGUUGAAUCAGGCCGCGCUAUCCGUUUAGUGCAGCUCCGGUUUCCAGGCAAAGAAGCAGGGUUACCAGACGGGGUUGAGAAUAUAGACAUGAUAUCUUCAAUGGAGGACUUGUUCAAAUUCUUCACUGCAGCAAACAGUAUGGACGAAGCAGUGCAGGAAUUAUUUGAGAAGCUAACACCACGCCCCAUUUGUAUUAUUUCGGACAUGUUUCUGCAUUACACCCUCAAAAUUGCUACCAAGUUUCAGGUCCCAAGGAUAUCGUUUCAUGGAAUUUGCUGCUUCUGUUAUCUUUGUGUGCACAAUCUGAAGUCCUCCAAGAUACUAGACAACGUAACAUCUGAUUACGAAUGCUUCAAGGUGCCAGGCUUGGCUGAAAAGGUCGAAUUUACUAAACCCCAGUUGCCGCUUAACCUUGAUGAAUCCUGGAAGGACGUUUUUGAUACAACAACAAAAGCUGACGAAGCAUCAUAUGGGGUUGUCAUAAAUAGUUUCGAAGAGCUGGAAUCACCAUACGUCAAAGAGUACAGGAAGAUAACAAAAGCUUGGUGCAUUGGUCCAGUUUCUCUGAGCCACAAAAAUGAGUUGGAUAAGGCUGAAAGAGGUAAGAAGGCUUCAAUCAAUGAGCAGCAGUAUUUGAAGUGGCUUGAUUCUCAGGAACCCAACUCUGUAAUUUAUGCUUGUCUUGGGAGCAUGAGCACUAUGAAAUCUCCCGAACUGAUAGAGUUGGGUUUGGGCUUGGAGGCCUCGAACAAGGCAUUCAUUUGGAUCUUAAGAGGAAAUAAUGAUGCGUCGAACCAGGUGAUGAAGUGGAUUGAAGAGGAUGGAUUUGAGGAAAGAAUAAAAGGGAGAGGAUUUGUAGUUGUGGGAUGGGCUCCCCAAGUGCUCAUUUUAUCACAUCCUGCAAUAGGAGGGUUCCUAACUCAUUGUGGAUGGAACUCAACAAUCGAAGGCAUUUCUGCUGGCGUUCCAUUAUUAACAUUGCCACUUUUUGCAGACCAGUUUACCAAUGAGAGACUUGUAGUACAAAUACUAAAAAUCGGAGUGAGCGUUGGGGCCAAUGAACCUACGGCCUGGGGAGAUGAAAAAUCUGGGUUCAUGUUGAAGAAAGAACAUGUUAAAAACGCAAUAGACCAAUUGAUGAACGAAGGAAAUGAAGGAAUAGAGAGAAGAAAACGAGCAAAAGUGUUUGGAGAGAAGGCAAAUAAAGCUGUUGAAGUAGGUGGAUCUUCUUAUCUUAAUAUGACACUAUUAAUCCAAGAUAUAAUCCAACAAUCUUCAAAGAUGGGUGUGGAUAUGAUUCCAACCUCACAUCGCCAUGAGAACUAAGGAGAUAUAAUAAGAGCGAGGCUCUAUCUAAUAAGAAAAUCGAGAUAACGUCAAAGAGUGAUUUAUUCGGUUGAUGUAGUUUUUUUGUUGUUGUUUUUUUGUGUUUCGUAUUAUUAUCAGUCUGUGUCUUGUAUCCACAAUUUGGUUUAAUGAAAUAAUUACGGUACGUUUUUCAA